UCUGUCAUCUUUGUCGUCGGUGAGAAAUGUUUGAAAGCCAAUAAAACAUCACCAUUCGUCGGUAGCAACAUUUCCAGCCAAAGUUUGCGUUUUUAACCCUGAGAUUUCACUGGUGAAGGAAAGAGAUAGAAAUUGUACUGCAUCGAAACCCAGCCGUACGUCCGCACCACCUUAGGAGUGAAGCAUGCUGAAGGAAAAAGACGAUGAUCAGGAAAUUUGCAAAGCACCAUCACCGACACCGGAGGAAAGGAAGCAUUCGAGGGAUGUCGACAUAGACCCGAUAGGGUCACAAAGGGUAUUCAAGAAGACGUCAUCCAAUCAGCUGCUGACACUGUAUCUGGGCAGCCGGGAACUGGUGGCUCGGAAAGGAGCCAUCGAACCACUCAGGGGUGUCAUCUACAUCGAUCCCAAAAUCAUCAACGAUGCCAAAAUCUACGGUCAGCUGACUUUGACCUUCCGGUACGGCCGCGAAGACGAGGAGGUAAUGGGUCUAAAGUUUUGUAAUGAAGCCGUCAUCGCCUUACAGCAAAUUUGGCCGAAGCCGGCCGGUAGCGAACCGGAUGUCCUGACACCCCUGCAGGAAGCCCUGCUGGAUAGACUGGGAAAAAAUGCAGUUCCUUUUUCGCUGGAAAUUGGCACACUGGCACCGCCAAGCGUUCAGCUCCUACCGGCGAAGCGCUACUCCGGAGCCCCUAUCGGGACCAGCUACGAUGUGCGAGUUUACACUGCUGAGUCAACAACGGACGAACGAGUCCAAAGGCGGUCGACAGUCAGGCUGGGAGUAAGAUUGAUCCACAAGAUAUGCCCCGAGUCAAGCAGAGCUUCCACCCUGGAAACCGCCACCGAGAACAAUUCGUUCUCGGUCAGCGACUCAGGCAGUCUUGGGCCAAAGUCUCCUCCCAUCGCGGUUGACCCACCGAGCAACAGCAGUAGCAACGUCACUAAUCCAACCACCCCGACCAGCACGGCAAACAGCGCCAUCAAUGCACCUGCUGCUGCUUCUGCAUCUUCCGGCGGCGGAGGAAGCAAUAAUAGUACCAUACCACGCGCUCUCAGAUUGCGGCUUUCGCCAAAGUCACUAAAGCUGUCGUCCCUGCACCGGCACAGCAGCAGCGUCGAUAGCACCAACGGUGGCGUCCGGACGUACGGCGAGCACGGCUUGAUUGAACUAACGGAUGUGAACAAGGGACCGCAGGUAUCCGUGGACAAACCAUUUCUGUGGGCCGACGGCCGUGUGAAUCUGAAAGCCUCCCUCAACAAAGCGGCAUAUGUGCACGGGGAGAAUGUUACCGUGACGCUCGACAUAAAAAACGACAGCCGGAAAGUUGUGCGGAAAAUUCGGCUGGUUGCCGUGCAGCAUGUGGACGUCUGCAUGUUCAGCAACGGAAGUCAAAACAUUGUCGCCGAGGUGGACGUCAGUAAACACAUCGGUCCGGGAGACACCCUGCAUGCGUCCUAUUCACUGCUUCCGGUUAGAGGAACAACCAAAAACUGGAUUGCCGUGGAGGGUGCGCUAUUCAGUAGCAGCUUCAACGAUCCCAGUGCAGCGGCCUACAACUCCAAGCUGGCAACCAGUGCGCCCCGCGGGAUUCUAUCAAUGCUCUCCGCAUCGGAGGAAAAGAACGUUUUCGCCAUAUAUGUGUCCUAUUACGUUAAGGUUAAACUAGUACUCAGCAGUAUGGGAGGAGAGGUUUCACUUAAGCUACCGUUCGUCCUGGGCAAUGUGGAAAUUUCCGAUCCCAGCGCUAAUCCGACUACCCUCAGCGGUCUCAAGAAGCUCCGGGAGCUUAGCAGGAAAUCCAGCUGCAUCGCCAGUAAUGGCGGUAGUAGUAUGGACAUUGUACCACGAUCACCGGUAACCAAAGAUUAUAGCACUCCAGAGUUUGAUGACGAUCACGAUACCACCGAUCGCAUCAAUAGAAUUGCUGAACUCAACAAUCAGAACAAACGAAUGCCAGGUCGGUCAAUAUCAGCUGCCUCUCCGACGCGAUUACCAGUUAAGGAUAACGGAACCAACAACCGGAGGGAACUUUUUAAAAAUUCUAAAUUUAACGAUAACCUCAACAGUACAAUCGAUGUGAUCACCGAAGACUUUCAAACAAUCACGGCUAAUAUCAGCAAUCUGGUCAAGUCGGACUCGAGCAAAUCGAAUCUCAACGAAUCGGGUUUGGCCUGCCAGCAAGAGAUUAGCGUCGAGGCUCAGAUCCACUGUCCUCUGGCAACGGACGACGGCCUUACGCAGAAUUGAUUUAAGCAUACCAAAGAACGAUUACCAAGUAGUGAAAUAUUGUUAUAGGGCUAUCCAUGAAGCUGUUUUCCAUCAAAAAGAGCUGUCACUCAUAUAACAAUCUGUCGAAGACCUCAUGAAUCAUAGCGACCAUGGCACCUCCAGGAUCGAUCUGAGAUCAAUGAAAUAUCUCAAAAUGAAAUACACUCUGGCAAAACCUCUCGUAUUUUUCAAUCCAUAUACUGUAGCGCCAUUGUUGCGAAGCGGAGAAUGUUUAAUUAUUUGCAUUAAAUAAUCAUACGAGGACAUAUACUCCAACGAGAUACUGAACUUUCAAAAAAUAAAAACUUUUAGUUGAUCGGCAGCUGUUUCAUGAAUAGCCUUUUAGCAGUUGUAUGUAAUGCACCUUCCCUAAGUUAAUCAUAAGAUUAGAUCUAUAAUCUGUAAUUUUGACCUUUUACCGAUUCUCAACCUGCUGGAUAGCGUUGAAUGUUUAUACAAGAAAAGGAAACUAAACGGUAAAGUAAGUUUUACCAAGUAUUAUUUUUACGAACUGUAAAAAAAACUGAUAGUCAUAAUAUAGAAGGAAACAAAUGAUCACUUUUA
This is a messenger RNA of Armigeres subalbatus, 2833 nucleotides long. RefSeq names its product beta-arrestin-2-like. Gene Ontology annotation, cellular component: cytoplasm. Lineage: Eukaryota; Metazoa; Arthropoda; Insecta; Diptera; Culicidae. Gene Ontology annotation, molecular function: G protein-coupled receptor binding. Gene Ontology annotation, biological process: signal transduction; G protein-coupled receptor internalization. The record is from RefSeq and is a predicted model, not a curated record.